Panonychus citri (citrus red mite) is the source of this 754-nucleotide messenger RNA. RefSeq lists its product as uncharacterized. The transcript has 2 exons. Bases 220 to 705 code for a protein of 161 amino acids. The record is from RefSeq and is a predicted model, not a curated record. Lineage: Eukaryota; Metazoa; Arthropoda; Arachnida; Trombidiformes; Tetranychidae. Gene Ontology annotation, molecular function: protein binding.
AAAAUUGAUUUUCUAUCCUCGUGAUUAACUAAUUUUCAUCUAUUUGCACAUCAAAUUUACAGACACUGCGAUUAUGUUAUACCUAUUUCUCGUUCUUCAUCAUUUUAUUUGGUUCAUAAUCAACACAAUGCAAUUAAUCACGAUUGUAGAUUGUUCAUAAAUACCACUUAUCCUGGACUGAAAACCUUCAUAGAUCCACUUACAUUGAAAUUGACAAAUAUGCAAAUCGGUGUAGCGGAGCUCGCCGAGAGAUUUGAGCCGAUUUAUUUCUGGGGUGGUGAACCUCAUCAAGCAGUAAUCGUCGGUAUCAUCGAUGGACGCCCAUUCUCAACAAUAUAUCUCGAUUUUGUGCUGAUCGAUUAUAGUCUUCCUGCUACAAUAACAGCCAAUAUAUCGAUAACUUAUUUCGAACAUAGUGUAAAUGCGAGCCUUUGUACCACCUCAGGUAAAUUCUAUUGUGGAGAUGGUCAAUGUUUAGAUCAAAGAUUUCGUUGUGAUGGUAGAGUAAAUUGUUUUGGUAGUAAAGAUGAAGAAGAUUGUCAACUCAAUCAAUCGAGUCAACACUGGUUUCUGAUUCUAUUAUCCAUUUCGACGGUGAUCAUGUUUCUAAUUAUUUCUUCGGCUCUGGUUUGGUUUGGAUGGACCAAGAUAAUGAUUAGGAGGAAAAUAGUGACCACAGUAAAGUCCAGUAAAAUUCUGGAUUAAAAAUCUCAUCAUUGACAAUCUUAUCAUUUAAUUGUCAUUAGGUUGAAAU